UCAUAUUCGCGCGACCACAGGGUCACUGUACGAAAGACUUUCAGCGUUAUAACUAAGGCUUUAACGCGUAUAAACAUGUCUACUGCUAUGAAUUUUGGUUCCAAGACUUUUAAGCCUCGACCUCCCGACAAAGGCUCGUUCCCUCUGGAUCAUUUUGGAGAGUGUAAAGCCUUCAAAGAAACGUUUAUGAAAUGUCUCCGAGACAACAGAUUCGACAACUCCAAGUGCCGACUACAGUCUAAAGACUAUCUGGAGUGCCGGAUGGACCAUCAGCUGAUGGCCAAGGAGCCUCUGGAGAAACUAGGAUUCAAGGACCUGUUGGAUCCUCCUCCCAGCCAGGCGGACAAAGACUCUAAACCCUGAUCUGCUACAACUCAGCUGCUGUUUCCAAAGUGCACACGUGGAGUUUGGUGUAAAUAAGCUGACAACAAAAGCAUAUAAAAGGAAAGACUGCCGUGAGUGCGGAGCUGAGAGGAGUCGCUGCAGAAACUCUGAGAAUGCAGCUCCUGCAGGAGGACGUUGUGGGUGGAUUUGUUGUCCUAGUUUGAGACUACAAACAAAUCUUGUACAUAAAAUGAAAUGUCUAAUAUAUAGAGAGAUGCUGUUUUGGCACAUCAAUAAAUGUUUUCUAUUUUAACUGUUGUGACGAAACGUUUCACACUA
Molecule: messenger RNA, 663 nt
Organism: Stegastes partitus (bicolor damselfish)
Lineage: Eukaryota; Metazoa; Chordata; Actinopteri; Pomacentridae
Gene: cox19
Product: cytochrome c oxidase assembly factor COX19
Exons: 3
Coding region: 76-363 (95 amino acids)
Biological process (GO): mitochondrial respiratory chain complex IV assembly
Cellular component (GO): mitochondrial intermembrane space
Source: RefSeq, a predicted model, not a curated record